Messenger RNA from Suricata suricatta (meerkat), 3058 nucleotides. It is a transcript of the gene GPR37, whose product is annotated as G protein-coupled receptor 37. The record is from RefSeq and is a predicted model, not a curated record. The transcript has 2 exons. Bases 702 to 2543 code for a protein of 613 amino acids. Lineage: Eukaryota; Metazoa; Chordata; Mammalia; Carnivora; Herpestidae. Gene Ontology annotation, molecular function: prosaposin receptor activity; G protein-coupled peptide receptor activity. Gene Ontology annotation, cellular component: signaling receptor complex; plasma membrane. Gene Ontology annotation, biological process: positive regulation of MAPK cascade; adenylate cyclase-inhibiting G protein-coupled receptor signaling pathway.
ACUUUGAGCUGGAGGAGAAGCAACUUUGACAGUGACCACGGGUUUCGAAGCCCGCUUCUUCGCGGCAGCAGCGGUCUCGCAAGUCGCUGGGCUUAGGUGGGGCAAGUUUCCCGGGCCGGCAGCGCUGCGUCUGGCUGCUUGCAACCUGUUUCCAGCGAGCCAGGAGCGGGAUCGUGGCUGCCAGUCAUCUGAAGAAGGCGAACUUGUUUUUCUCCCUUUUUAACGACCUCGGCUUACAACUGGAUAAAGCGGUAUCGAAAGGAUGUAAAAAGGCAGGACAACUGUUAUCAACUGGAUAAAGCGGAUCGAAAGAAUGUAAAUAGGCAGAGCAACUGUUACCAAGAAGGCAACCACCCAAAGGCAGAGAGGAACGUGGGGCUUGGUCCGGGAAUCUCCCAGUGGCAACAUUAAUCAACAGUCAGGUGCUGGUUACAACUUUUCAAGGUCAGCCACCGGGAGCAGCGAUUCCCUCUCUGAACCUUGGGAGAGAUACGCAGCACACGGGGUGGAUUUGCUGAGAGAUGUAGAAGGGGAGGGUUUGUGACCCAAGACCCAUCCCCCAACCUCCCCGUAAUCUCCCGUCCCCCACGGCCGGGGCGGGGGUGAGUAUGUGACAUGUGUCUAACUCUCAGCAGCAACUUGGGCAGCAGGUGUCGGUCCUAACCCGGAGCCGCGGCCGCCGGGUGCGCCUUCGCCAAGCCAUGCGGGCCCCGGGCUCGCCUCUCGCCCGCACCUUGCGGCUGCUGCUUCUGCUACUGCUCAAGGUUUCUGCCUCUCCUGCCCUCGGGUCCGCUUCUUCGCCAAGAAAUGAAACUUGCCUGGGGGAAAACUGCUCACCUGCACUCAGCCACCGUCGCAACAGGGACUCUUGGGGACUGGGAAAUUCUGCAGAAGACCUGCUAACCCAUGCGCUCAGGGAGGAGGAGCAGGGGGCGGCUGUGCGCGCGGCGCCCUUUAGGGACAGAAGGGCAGCUCCAGGCAGUGACCCAGGUGCGGGCAGAGGGGCGGAGGCGUUGACCGCAAAACCCUCGGGACCUCCAGCCAGGCCGCCUGGAACCUGGAGGUGGAAAGGUGCCCGGGGUCAGGAGCCCCCUGGAACUCUGGGCAGAGGGAGCCCCCCGGCUCUUCAACUCUUUCUUCAGAUCUCAGAGGGCAAAGAGAAGGGUCCUAGAGGUUCUGGCGUUUCCGGGCACAGCCAGGAGCAGAGUGUGAGGACGGAACUUGGAGCCAGCGACCUUUAUUACUGGCCAAGGAGAGGCGGGAAACUCCAGGGUUCCCACCACGACACCCCACCCAAGACGGUCAGUGGACUGUCUGGGCACGAAUGGCGGACAAUUGCACCCCCUGGGAGGGCGCUGGCCCAGAAUGGGUCCUCGGGCGAAGGGAUCCACGACCGUGGGGGUCCCCGCCGGGGGAACAGCACAAACCGACGCUUGAGAAUAAAGAACCCCUUCUACCCACUGACCCAGGAGUCCUAUGGCGCCUAUGCGGUCAUGUGUUUGUCUGUGGUGAUCUUCGGGACUGGCAUCAUUGGCAACCUGGCGGUGAUGUGCAUCGUGUGUCACAACUACUACAUGCGGAGCAUCUCUAAUUCCCUCUUGGCUAACCUGGCCUUCUGGGACUUUCUCAUCAUCUUCUUCUGCCUUCCGCUUGUCAUCUUUCACGAGCUGACGAAGAAGUGGCUGCUGGAGGACUUCUCUUGCAAGAUUGUGCCCUAUAUCGAGGUUGCUUCCCUCGGAGUCACCACCUUCACCUUAUGCGCUCUGUGUAUAGACCGCUUCCGAGCAGCCACCAACGUGCAGAUGUACUAUGAAAUGAUCGAGAACUGUUCUUCCACAACUGCCAAGCUUGCUGUUAUAUGGGUGGGUGCCCUACUGCUAGCACUUCCAGAAGUUGUUCUCCGCCAGCUGAGCAAGGAGGAUUUGGGGUUUAGCGGCCGAGCGCCUGCGGAACGCUGCGUCAUCAAGGUCUCCCCUGACUUACCGGACACCAUCUACGUUCUAGCCCUGACCUAUGACAGUGCAAGACUCUGGUGGUACUUCGGCUGUUACUUUUGUUUGCCCACACUUUUCACCAUCACUUGCUCUUUAGUGACUGCAAGGAAAAUCCGCAAAGCGGAGAAAGCCAGUACCCGAGGGAAUAAGCGGCAGAUUCAGCUGGAAAGCCAGAUGAACUGUACGGUAGUGGCUCUGACCAUUUUAUAUGGGUUUUGCAUUAUUCCUGAAAAUAUCUGCAACAUUGUUACUGCCUACAUGGCUACGGGGGUUUCCCAGCAGACCAUGGACCUGCUGUACAUCAUCAGCCAGUUCCUUUUGUUCUUUAAGUCCUGUGUCACCCCAGUCCUCCUUUUCUGUCUUUGCAAGCCCUUCAGUCGGGCCUUCAUGGAGUGUUGCUGCUGUUGCUGUGAUGAGUGCAUUCAGAAGUCUUCAACGGUGACCAGCGAUGACAAUGACAACGAAUACACCACAGAACUUGAACUCUCACCUUUCAGUACCAUCCGCCGCGAAAUGUCCACUUUUGCUUCUGUUGGAACUCAUUGCUGAAGGACAGCCUUUUCUUUGGUUAGCUUUAUGUGUUUGAUUUUCAUAUCCUGUGUUUUUACUUCAUAUUUUCCCUACUGGAAAAAAAAUGCAACGAAAGAGAGAAAUAUUAACGACUGUAGAACUGAUUUUGCAAAUUAAUAUUUGUGCUUUGAAAAAAUGUUUAUAUUUAGUUAUUUAAGACGUAUGAGGAGGCCAAUAGUUUUAGAUCACUUUAUCUGGUAUGGUGCUAAUAUUUUAUUUGAAAAAAGUUACUGCACCUUAACUUAACUAAUUGCUAACUUUCUUUCUUUUGAAAAUAUAAUCAGUGUAUGUUGAUGAUAGCCAUGUGAUUUUGUAGGUUUUAUUAUGUUUGAGUUGUGAUGGACAGUAUAUUGUAUAUGGUAUUGUGAGAUGAUUUGUAGUUAAGGAGCAUUCACAAAGUAGCACCAAAUAAAUUAUACUUUAUUCUUUAAUGUCAUUGUCAAUCUACUUUUAACCGAGAUUCAAUAAAUCUUUUAAUUGCCUUAAAUGCACAA